AGUGGGAGCACCGGGAGCCGGGGCAGCUGUCAGUCAAGCCGGGCUCCGCGCCGCCCGAGUCAAGCCGUUGUCCGGCGGCGGCGGGAGCACUCCCGACUCGAGGCUUCGGGCCUAACUAUACUCAGAGAUCCGGCCGGACUGGGGUCGCCCUUCUGCCCCUGAUGUCGGAGUGAAACGUGAUCACUUGGCCUGACUGAGGAGAGCAGGGGGAGAGAUGCUCCCAACGGCCUCCUCUCCCUCACAACCCCCGGCCCGGGCUCCUUCCUCCUCUCACUCGCGGGCCGGGCUCGGGGCCUGCCACUGUGCCGCAGGUCGGAGGCUGCAGCCUGGGCCUUGGGGUCGGGUUAGUCGCUAGCGGGCCGCUGCUGAGAGCAGGGCGGUAGCGGAAGGCCUGGAUGGUCGGGGCACGCCGGCUCUGCCGGUUGCCGACCGGAUCGGGCGGUCAGGGUUGCGGGGGUCGAGUGCGUAGUGGUGCUGCCCCUCGUCACAGACUCAGUGCACUGUCGGGCCAGCCUGGGUCCAAGGAGCUCCGAGGCGUGACCGGCCGUUGCCUGGCUGCCAUCACCAUCGCUUGCACGCUCAGAACAACUGGGCACCCAAGUGGGGGGAUGGCAUAGCAAAUGCCCCUCAACGUGGGCAAACAGAAUCCUGUUAUAGCCUCAAAUCGUAGGUAAAGGCAGUUCCCUCGUAUUAACCAGCCGUCAAGGACAUGUAUACAGAAAGGUGCUGGAAAAGAACCAAUAACGUCAUGGAGGAUCCCACACACCCUGCUCAUGGACUGUUUGCCCCAGUUCCAUGGCGUACACGCCAGAACCACCAACAGUUACAGUACUUUCCCCAGAUGUGAGGGGAGCAGCAAUAUGUCCAGAGUGUCAUUCUCCUGCUAUAAUGUUCUUAAUGAAUUUGACACCUGCCUCUGCAAUACAGACAGAUUGGCAGUCCUUUGGAGCUUCCCAGAGCUACAGCCUUCCUGUGGGUUUUUCCUCUGUAAAGGACAAGUUAGCUGCUGUUGGAAGUACUGUCAACGUAAGUGUACAAAUGAUUGUGGAAAACCUGCAGCCCCAUAACUCAUCUCAUGCUGUGAACAAUGACGCCAGUAGUAAUGCUCAAACAAAUCUAGUCACAAAAUGGCGGAGUGAGGGUGCGUUAGACAACAGCGCCAUCAAGCUUCUAAAAGGGGCCGCCGUAGAGGAUCUGAAGACCGGGUAUCCAACCUGUGCACUUGGCACAGAGGAGUCGAAUUUGGGUCAUUGUGAACUGGAUACAGACAGCGAUGAGUCUGUUGACCGAGAUAUAGAAAAGGCUAUUCAGGAAUACUUGAAGAAGAAGACAGAAGAAAGUUGCUCAAUGUCGAACGUCAUACAUGAUGCUGAAGUUCCUUCUGUAAUACAUCCACCUAUCAAAGACGCUGCUCCAAAUGUCAGUAAUAGAAUCUCACUUGAAGAAAAGGUGGUUCCCACUGAGCUUGUCAAUGUUGACCCUCUUCCUGCCCACCCAAAGGCUACUACAGAUUCCAGAUGUUCUUCACCUUCCAGCAUCAGCAGCAACGACUCUUUUGAACUGAGCAUACAAGCUGAGAUUGAAAGGUUCUUACAGGACAAGCGGGAUAAAGAAACCAGCAAUCCCAGUGACAAAUUGGCAUUGGAGGGAGGGCCAGCACAGAAGGAAAAUCUGGUGAAGGUAGGACUGAAAAGCAAGAAGAGGUACAUCAAGCCCAGCACAGGGAGCCAAGCACGUGUUGUCAAACCAUUGGUGACAAAUCCCAACACUCAGGUUACUGGCACCAAAUCCACCAAAGUAGGUGAAGCUGGCAAAUCUGGGAAGACCAGUGAAAGGAAUCCCAAGGGCCAGAAGAAGCUGGCCAAUGAGAAGCCAACAGCAAUGCCUAGCUUUAAGGAUCUCUGCAAAAGUAGUAACAUCCAGUUGAACAUGAAGACUGAAUUCUCUGUCCCAAAGCCUAAUUCCAUAACCACAGGAGCAGAGCUAUCUGACUCCAGUAGUGAUGAUGGGAUUGAGGAAGCCAUCCAACGUUACCAGUUAGAACAGAAGAAAAUCAAGGAUCUUCCCUUUGCUCUUGGACUGUUACCUCACAAGCCUCUCUGUUCCAUGAACUCUGAAUCCUCUUUGGAUGCUCGUCAUGCACCCAAGGACGAGGAGAAGGAAACAGCACGAGCAACUCUGAGCAAGAAGCGGAAGCAAUGUAUACCCAAGUCUGUGGAGUCAAAGGCACAGUAUCCACACAGCCUUUUGGAUACAGUCUCCAAUAAUCAGUUGAGUGAUGACUUUGUAAAGCAAAAGGAAAGGAAACACAUAGUCUCUGAGUUAAGUUUGAAAGGAACGGAGGCCCCAUCAGAAUUUUUUCGAAAGCAGGAAGGCCCUCUGGUGCUCAGUAUGGAUGGCAUGACAGGAACAACGAUGUUGGCCAGGGAAGAGCAUGUGGCCUGUGGGAAGAUGACCAGCAAAUAUGCCACUGUUAACUCCCAGCAAAUCUCAUCUUCUGACAGUGAAGACAGUUCUGUGGAUAGUAGUGACAGCAUUGAAAAAGAAAUUCAAAAUUACUUGGCUCUGAAGGUGAGCCAAAGCAAUCAGAAGUCAAAUAAAGUGGAAGCUGUGAGCGAGUCAGUCAAAGUUUUCCCCUCAGAUCUGAAGGAAAAAGAUAGUCUGAACUUCUUCUCUCCUGUGUCUUCAUCUCAGAUGCCCUUAUUACGGAAAGAAAGUCUGAAGUCUAAUGACAGUGUUGGUCAUAAAACUGGAAGAGAAAAGUUGAGAGAAAACCAGCCAGAGGCCAGUGAAGCACCUGUUUCCAGGAUUGACCCUGACUCUGCCCCCUCCAAGAUUAAACUUAAAGAUGAUCUGUUGGAGCAAGAUACUUUGGAGGUAGGCAAUGUCUGGGACAGCAGGGCAAUCAAUAUAAAUCAGGACAAGUUAUCCCCCAGUUGUACUACCAGCAUACAGUCCUGUCAUAAGCCAGUCCACGAUGCUUGGCAGACGGAUGACAAAAGUAGCUCACUGGACAGUGACGAAGAUCUGGAUACUGCUACAAAGGAUCUUCUGAAAACCAGAAAAAGAGUGGGGAGAAGAGCAAGGGACUCCAAGAACCGGUGCAGGAAGCGAGUACGGUUUACAGGGGCAGAGGUGCUCACCUUCUCUGAGCAAAACACUGGUAUUGGGAAUGAAACUCCCAAAGCCGCUGGUGAAGGCCUUGCAUUGAGCCACGCCCCCCUGAAGAGCUGUUUGUCAAAAUCUAGCAGGACAGUCUGUAGAAGUUAUUUAGACUUUAAAAGUAAAAAUAACAAAAGAGCUGGGGAGACAUCAGAAGGCGAAGGAAAUGGUAAUAUGGUUAGAAUGGAAAGGCCCGUAAUGGUCUUGUUAUCUACAACGCCAUCCACCGUGGUUGAACCGGUAACUCAAAAAACCAUGACCAGAGACAGCAGUUCCGGAGAUAGUGAUGAUGGCAUUGAGCAAGAAAUCCUGAGAUUCCUAGCAGAAAAAGCCAGAGGGAAUAGCGUAGCAGAGGAAAGCUUGAAAGACCAGGGUGAAGUGCAAGAUUUUACAGAGCGAGGCGAAGGAAACAGACCGUUAAAAGUGCCAGGCCAUGGUGGAGAUAUAUCUUCCAUUUCUCAGCAGACUGAGGGGUCUUGCAGCGUUGGUAUGAAGGAACUGCAUCAUGAGGAAGAGGCAGUCUCAGCUGGGUGUUCAUUUGGAGGUACAGAAAGCGCUGCUGCUACUGAAAGCAAGACUGGCAAUCAUGGGCCAGGUUUGCUUCGGGACGCUUGUGUUGUUCACAGUGCAGAACACCAGACUGAACACAGACUAGUUGUCAGAGAAUUGUCAACUGUGCUUCAAACUGAAACUGCACUUGAGCAGGGGAUUUUGCAAGUUGGUACCACAGACUGUCAAGGGAAAGAGAGCAGUAACAGCAAUUGUGACUUGCAUGGUACUGUCCUGCAGAUGGAUGAUCCCUUAGGAAACUGCCUCGCCCAGAACGUGCAGGAGAAACAGGCAGCUGCGGGUUUCAAAGCAAUUCCACCCUUGGUUCAAGAGCAAAGUGGACAAUAUAUUGAUCUCAGAGAGCAGGGUGUGAGACAGCCUCAACCAAAAGCAGUUCAAGCAAUGUCUUUAGAGGGAACUGUAAGCAAUUUGAAAUCAUGCAGUGUCAUCUUCACUGAACCUCUCAGUGACACUGCGCCGAAAGGCGGGGAGAAAGAUGCUAGCAGUAGAGCUAAAUAUUCCAUGGAAAGCCAGUCACAUGUAGGGUGCAGUACAGAACAGAGCCCUCAUACUGCAGGUAAAACAUAUUCACACCUGGGUUGGACAGGCAGAGAUAGAACUAAACCUGAGGAGGGUGGAUACCCAAGCAGGCCUUCAGGAUCUCUGAUGCCAUCAGUAAGUCCUGAUGUUCACUGCAGUCAGAUGAGGGGCCCGCCUUGUGUUACCUGGCGGGAGCAGAAUGACCACAAUUAUCAGAGUGGAAUGAGGUCAAAUCAAGACGCUAGACCUGAAUGUUUCAACUUUGUGAGAUCACAUUCAUGUGAAAAUAGAGGAGCAAGCACCAGUGUACCAUUUGCUGCACAUUCCAUACCUUCAACCCUCAAGGAAACCAGCAGGAUAGGUCAGAGCGUGCAGAGUACAGAGUCAGAGACUGCCAAAGGAGCAGUGAGUGGUGAGGGAACUGCUGAAGAGAAGGCCAGCAGUCAGCACUCGGGUAAAGAAAAUGGUGGAACUGCUCAAUGGCAGUCGCUGAACCUGUCUUUGUUGGAAGCUAAGAAUGAGGAGCAAAGCGACAGGAGACGAACAGGAGUGGGUUUUGAGGAGAAAAGUCCUCAACCCUUUUAUGACAAAGCAAAUGAUCAAUCAGACAAUGGUGAUAGGAUGGAGACUAGUAGUUCAGGACAGAAGGGACAGUAUACUGAUGUGUAAGUAUAACGUUGUACAGUAGAUUUUCUCUUAAUUAUUUAAGAUAACCAUUAAGUUCCAUUGUAGAUGGUGGAAUAUUGGCAAGUGGCUUAAGACAAUUUUUGGCUGAUGUGAUGAAAGGCUAUCCUAGAUAAGCAUUUGAUUUAGGGCAAAGAAAGUACAUUUUUAAAAUGUCCAUUCCUGUCUUUUCCAAAUAAAUGGGAUGAUUAAAAGUUGGGCUGUAUAGUUUCAAAGCAUUUCUUGCCAUGGCUGAGGCCCAUCCUAUGAAAUGUAGUUGCCAUUUGUUUCUGUGGUAGUGGAGGGCUCACCAUUUCUCAUCUUAAGUUGAUUUGUAUUUGCAUUUCUCAGGGUCAGUGCAGCACAGUCUUUCUUCCUGUCCAUAGAUAAUACCCAUAGCACAUCAUCCCAGAAUCUGGAAAAAUAGCCCCAGUUCUAAUUAUUGUUUUCAAGGUCAAAGCCGUAGUUAUGGUGAUCACUCUCAGCACUUCUGAACGAAUCAGAAGAUCCAGAUCCAGGCUCUGUUCCUGAUGAAUACAUUCAGGGAACAACACAGGGGAUUGUCUCUGAUAGCUCCUAAGUUUGAAUAGUACAAAUUGUGUUGACGUGUAAAUGAGCGUCAGUUGGAUGAGCUAUUCUGAAGAUUGAAAGUCAAUAAGAGUAAAGAUUGAUCUGGGAUGGAGAGCUACAAUAGAAAUUGUUUUUGAAUUGACAGAGGGAAAGUACUUCAAACAGAAAAUGUGUACAGUAACUAACUUGCACACAAACCUGCAGAAGGUACCUGAUCCCUUUUUUAUUGCAUUCAAAUUGUAUUUUUAUUUCUGUUAAGAAGCUGCACAAAAACUGUUUAAUUGUUAAUACAGGUAGUGGUAGCAGGUGACUUGGGAUGCCAGGAAGUGAGGUGAAAUUGCUGAGGAACAGACCCUGCUAAGGGACUAUAAUUUUGCAUUCGUUGAUUGAGGUUCAGGAUGCUGACACUGGAAAAUCAAAUUGCUAUCUAGUUGGGAACAGUACUACCAGAUGCAGAAAAAGGAUGGCUCUCUUUUCCUGGCCAUAGGCCUUAUCAUCAGCCUCAUAACUAGCAGCUCCUAAACCCCACUGUAUUAGAUUAUUUAAAUAUUCCUCUUGAAGCAAGGAGAUUAUGGACCAGAACUGCCAGUUCUCAACACCUACUUGAUCUCUGGAGUUUAAUUGGCCAUCAGUAGGAUAGCUUUCACCCUCGGCCAGUAGUUGAAGGUGUAGGUAAUAAUUACUUUUUGUUAUUAUCCCUGCAGGUUGGAAUAGGAUUUGCCCUUGGAUGUAAAUUAUCAAUGAAUUAUCAUAAAUCAGGGAGAUAAUUAGCAAAUGACUGACUUCAGGAACUUACUUUCCCAAACUCAUGGUCUUCAUGAGGAAAUUUGACCUCUAGAAAUUUUCAGGCUAGUAUGGCAAUAGGCAAGCCUACGGCACCUGCUAUUCCCAAACAGUCUCUCAUCCAAGUAUCAAUCGGGCCUGAGCAUGCUUAGCUUUCAAUACCAAAUGAGAUUAGGCACAAUAGUGGUCAGCAUAACGCUACUACAAUGUCAGUGACAUGGAUUCAAUUCCCACUGCUGCCUGUAAGCAGUUUGUACAUUCUCCCUGUUACCAGGUGGGUUUCCUCCGGGUGCUCUGGUUUCCUCCCAAUUCCAAGACAUACAGGUUAGUAGGUUAAUUGGUCACAUGGGUGUAAUUGUGCCUCGCAGGCUCAUUGGCUGAAAAGCCUGUUGCCAUGCUAUAUUUCUAAGAAGUCAGUUUUCUAGUAUGCAGCAGGAAGAAUUGUUUAAAAGAAAGCUAUUCACAGCUGAUCUCCGGCAAAGAGGGGGAACUGUAGUUUGUGUCAGGGUCAGGGGAGCAGUGUCAUCGAGGAUACUUUUUCCCCAUUACUGUCAAGCAGCACUCAUCCCAGGAUCAUCUGAGGGUAGAAGUGUGAGCUCGGUCAUGAAUGGGUUGAGAGGGAUAACAAAUCAGCCAUGACUGAAUGGUGGAGCAGGAUUCGAUGGGCCAAAUGGCCUAAUUCUGCUAUGAGGUCAGAUGGUCAUGAUCUCUCCAUGGCAAAUACUCUGUCAACACUCUAUCAACUGGGAUUGGAUUCUGUAAGGAGAAGCUGUAGAAAAGUACCUUGGGAAAGGGUACCCUAUUAAAAGGGGAGAAGUGAGUCAGAUAUGUACGGAUUUAUAUAUAAAUGCAAAGAAUGUCAAAUUCCAGCUCAGAACUCACAUAGAUAAUCAUGCAAAGGAAAAUAUUGAAAUAUGACAUUUAUACAGACUUUAUACUCCAAGAAUACAGAAUGACUUAUUUUAAUUAGGGCCUGUUUUAAAUUUCUUGGCUCUUUAUUUAUGUAACGCCUGGUGUAUUUAAUUCAGCAAAAUCCCAAUGAGAAAUGGGAUUUAUAAAUGAGUUACCUGGCCCUUCUUCUGAAUAACACAUUGCAGCAGCUUUGUCAGGAUGAUUUCAGCAAAACACAAUAAUGAUGUUGCACUGAAAAGCACCUUGUCACGUAGUGCUUUCCAGUGAAAAUUCUCUUAAGUGUCUAAACUGCUGUGGACAAUGAUUGUGGAACUAACUUUAUAAAUGCUGACCUGCUGAGUCCCUCCAGCAUUUUGUUUCUGUGCUUAUAAAUGCUAAUCCUUCUUUCCAAAAUAAAAUAGUACUAUCAUUUUCUGUUAACAUUUAACAACAAGUGCAGAAUAGAAAAUUGCAGGAGUGUAGCAACUCCUGGGGAAACGGUCACUAAUCUAAAUUCAUUUUGAUGGCCUUUUUACUGGAAUGAAGUGUUGUGGCUUACAGGGCAGUUAAUGGUGAUGGGACCAAUUUUGAAGAGAUUAGGAAAAGGUUUACCAACAACAUCAGUGUAUUGUCUUAUGUGGAAUAUUCUGUCCACAGAUUUCAUCUGAGUCUAAAUAUCAGAUUUAAUAACAAGUGAUUACAUAUAAGUAAUGAAUGUUGCUGCAAAGACCAGCGUUUAUUAUCUAUUCCAAAUUACCCUUGAGAAUGUGAUGAUGUGAUAUCAUCUUUAAGAAUGCUUAGUGAUCCAUGCAUGCUCUUCUGCAAUCUUCAUUGAAUUGUGUCCCGUACCUCAACAGUAACGAGGAAGUGCUGGGUCAUGAUUCUGAAUAUUGUGGUGAAAUACAGUUCUACUAUUAAUUGUGUCUCAGAGCACCUUAGACAUACCCAGUUUUGAAAUAUCAGUUUUAUUUAGAAUCUCUCUAACAGAAAACAGUGAUUGUAUCCUACAUCAUAGCAAUGUGAGGUCAAAAUCAUGUUGAUUUUUCUUCUUCAUCUUCUGCUGAACCACUCACAGUCAUGUCCUGGAUUUAGCCAGCUAGGUGAAAAAUGGUACACUCAAACUACUCUUGAAGGUGGAAAAUAAAGACCCUUUUCCCCUCCUUGCUAUCCACCCAUUUGGCUGCAUUUUAUGCCUUGUUCUUUGUAGUAAUUUUUAUUAUGGUGGAGCACUAAUUCAUCAGGCAAGGCAGGAUAGGAGGUGAUGUUCUGCAUAGAUUGCCUUGCCCACCAUUGACAAUGUUGAAGUCUCUGAGAAGCACUCUUAUUUUUUUGUAUUAGUCAUGAUGGGUAUGUUGAGCCAAUGAGAAAGGGAUGGUAUUGAAGAGUAUGAUUCUUUGAGGGAUGGAGUCAAGUUUGAUAGUUCUAUUGAACAGCAUUCCCAAUUUUGGCAUGUUUUCAAAGUCUCCAGAGCUGUGAUGUCUUUCCCAUGCACAAAUUCGCAUGAUCUUUCUGGUAUGGAUAUUGUGUAGCAGUUUGAUUGCCCUUUCCCUUCUUGGAUACCCAGCACAGAGCCACUGGACCUGUUCUAAAUCUAUUCUUUUGAGGGUAGUGGUCAUGCCACAUAACACAAUGGAGCAUGAGCUCAUGUUGAAGAGACUUCAUGUUAAUUGAAUUUAAAUUCUUUGGCUGUCUCGGUGAAACUUGAGCUCUUCAUUUAGAGAAUCAGCAACGACUUGGAACCUGACAUCUGAAUGCAUAAGCAAUGUAAGCACGCAGCAGCUGAUACUGGGUUUGGUCUUAACUUGGGUGUGAAGUGAGGUGAAGUAGAUUGAACAGUUUUCCCAGUGGUUCUGCAGAUGAACUUCACUCUAAUGGGCAGCUUGUUGGAGGCAUAGCAAAGUAUUACAGCAAGAAGAUGAAAGAGUGCCAGAGUGAUUAUGCAACCUUGUCUGAUACUGAUCUGUAGUGAGAUGGGCCUCUUGUGAAUGUAUUAAUGCAUUGGUUAGGUAAACCGUCAUGAAGCAAAUGUAACUCAGAGAAAUUUGCACUGGCAUCCAAAUGUAACGAGGAUGCUCCACGGUCCCACACAAUCAAUGUAUUCAAAGGUUUGAGUGAGGUAGAAAGCCCCAUGUUUUGUGGUUGGUGCUGUUCCCUUCACUUCUCUUAGACUUGAGGAGUUAGUGUGUCACUGGAAAGAGUAUCUUGGAGAUCCCUAAAUAGUUAAGAGAAUUGGGUUUGUAUCCUUGCUUGUGGAAACUCAGUCAUUCUGAGAUUCACUGACACUUCCUUCUCUUCUCAGAUGUCAGAGAUAAAGUUGUGGACUUGUGGGAGAUGUUCCUCACCAUCAAGUAUUAAAACAUUAGCGUGUAUACUGUAUGUUCGCAGGGCCUUUUCAUUUGGCUUUUCACCUUUUCAACUUGUCGAUCAAAGUUAGUAGCAAGGCUGCAUGAGAUAGUUUGCAGUUUUGAAUUUAUCCUGUUCAGGAUGGUGGUAAUGCCAGGUAGCUCAAUGGAAAAUGUGGUUUGCAUGGGUAUGGAAUUUCACCUGACUUAACUAACUGAAUUUAAGUUCUCUAGCGAGCUUGGUGGGAUUCUAGCUCAUGUCACUGGAUCACCCAGGAAUGGCUUCUAAAAUAUUUGUCCAGUAAUGAAACCCUUCUAAAUGAAACCACAUACUCUGUAGCAUUAUUCAUUAGUGAUCCAAAGAAGUAAUAAAAUCAUUUCACUUUUGUGUUUUUAAUCCAUUUUUUCCAUUUUUGAUGUAUGUGUUGCCAAAUAUUUUUUCUGUUUUGUGAAUUUUCUUGUGAUGUUGAAAUUUCUCCUCCGUUUUUGCCUGAGGGGUAUAUUGUGCACAUAGUUUUUAACAAAUUAUGUGAAAUAUUUAAAUUAUACAGUUCCACAUUUUCUUGGCAAUUAUCUAAUAAAUAGCACAGUCUUGUGAUACUUGUGAUGUCGGUUAUUAUUUCUCAACUCUUCUGCUGGGUGCACAAGGUUGUAGAUAAUUGAAUCACUUUUGUUCUGUCUUUCUUCUCUUCUCCACCAACAAAAUCCCAUAACCCCAUACGUUACAAUCUAUCACCCCGACACUCUACUCCAAUCUCUCCCACUGUCUUCCUCCUUUUUCUAGUCCCUUCCCCUUAUCCUUUUCUGUCUGUCCCCACUCUCUAGUCUUUCUCUCUGUUGACAUACAUGAGAAUAUCUCCUGUUUGGUGUUUCAAGUGAGUUCUUCAAAAGAAUCAGCGAAGUAGUGUUCAUGGGUUUGUGAUGCAUUCGGAAAUCUGAUAGCAGAAGGGAAGAAGCUGUUCCUAAACCAUUGAGUGAGGGUCUUCAGGCUCCUGUACCUUCUCCCUGAUGAUAGUGAAAAGAAGACAUGUAGGUGGUAUGGGUUUUUAAUGGUAGAUGCCAUCUUCUUUAGGCAUCACCUUUGGAAGAUGGCGUCGAUGGUGGGGAGGCUUAUGCCCAUGAGGGAG
Molecule: messenger RNA, 10627 nt
Organism: Mobula hypostoma (lesser devil ray)
Lineage: Eukaryota; Metazoa; Chordata; Chondrichthyes; Myliobatiformes; Myliobatidae
Gene: ppp1r26
Product: protein phosphatase 1, regulatory subunit 26
Exons: 2
Coding region: 796-4920 (1374 amino acids)
Biological process (GO): negative regulation of phosphatase activity
Molecular function (GO): protein phosphatase inhibitor activity
Source: RefSeq, a predicted model, not a curated record